This is a messenger RNA of Hipposideros armiger (great roundleaf bat), 2864 nucleotides long. RefSeq names its product zinc finger protein 768 (gene ZNF768). The record is from RefSeq and is a predicted model, not a curated record. Gene Ontology annotation, biological process: transcription by RNA polymerase II; regulation of transcription by RNA polymerase II. Bases 678 to 2336 code for a protein of 552 amino acids. Gene Ontology annotation, molecular function: RNA polymerase II cis-regulatory region sequence-specific DNA binding; DNA-binding transcription factor activity, RNA polymerase II-specific. The transcript is spliced from 3 exons. Lineage: Eukaryota; Metazoa; Chordata; Mammalia; Chiroptera; Hipposideridae.
GGGGGUGGGCGCGCCGGUCUGGGGGAGUGGAUUCGAGGAGGCGGGGGGAGGGUCCCAGAUUCGGGAGUCUCGACGAGCCCAAGGAGGGGUGCGUUCGUCCAGGUUCCCGAGGCGCGGCCGGAGCUGACCCCGAGGCCCGGGAGCGGAGGGGAACUAGACACCGCCCCCGUUGGCGCCGGGAAGCGUCGCUCCUUCUUGCUGACCUUGGUUUCUCUUGUCGCCUCGCCCUUGGCCACAGUCACUGACGGACUCAGAGCCCGAGAGAAGGACAGACAGGCCCCUGGACGGACGGGAACCUAGGACCUAAGCACACAAAUUGCCCCAGCCUCUCCCGCCGGCUCUGGGGAGCUCCGACCUCCCCCACCUCAACGCUGGGCUAUCCAGCCCAGGGUUAAUGCCAACGAGUUUCCACCUCCAGCCGCUCCUAGAGAGGCCGCGGCGCUAGCCAACGGGGGAAAUUGGCCGCGGACGGACACUUCCUGUGCGGGGGAAAGGGGGUCGGACAACCGCAGCCCAGCCCGGUCCGGGGGGCAGACGGCGGGGUCUCGGGCGGGGAGCGGUGUCUGGGGGCGUCAGGGCGAGUCGUGAAGCCCCUAGUCUCCGAGACCACGACGCGUGAGGGCCCCAGGGAUCGUCCGCCAUCGUCGCUGCCGCCGCCGCACUGGAAGCCAGCGGGGAUGGAACGGGAGGCGUCGCCGUGGGGCGUCGAGCCCCGGGAUGUGCAAAGUCCUGACGAAAUAGGGAGCCCUGAAGAGUCCCUCAGAGGUGAAGGAGGGAGCGCCCCUCCGAGGAUCGUGCCUGAAAGCGUUAGAGGGGGCUGUGGCAACAUGAGUGAGAAUGAGGAAGAGGAAAUUUCUCAGCAAGAAGGCACUGGGGACUAUGAAGUCGAAGAGAUACCUUUUGGGCUUGAACCCCAGAGCCCUGGGUUUGAGCCACAAAGCCCAGAGUUUGAACCUCAGAGCCCCAGGUUUGAGCCUGAAAGCCCAGGCUUUGAGUCUGGAAGUCCUGGGUUUGUGCCCCCAAGCCCUGAAUUUGCACCCAGAAGCCCUGAAUCAGAUUCUCAAAGCCCUGGGUAUGAGCCCCGGAGCCCUGAGUAUGAACCCAGGAGCCCUGGGUAUGAACCCCAGAGCCCCGGAUAUGAAUCUCAGAGCUCCAGGUAUGAACCUCAGAACCCUGAGUUCAAAACCCAAAGCCCUGAAUUUGAAGCUCAGAGUUCCAAGUUCCAGGAAGGUGCAGAGAUGCUUCUCAGUCCCGAGGAAAAGAAUCCGUUGAGCAUCCCCUUGGGAGUCCAUCCCUUGGACUCCUUCACCCAGGGGUUUGCGGAGCAGCCCACAGAAGGCCUGUCACUAGGGCCACCUUUUGAGAUGCCCACAGGGACCCUGUUGGCCACACCCCAGUUUGAGGUGCUCCAAAAUCCCCUGGGCCUGACAGGGACCCUGAGGGGUCCAGGCAGAAGGGGUGGCCGGGCUAGGGGCGGGCAGGGCCCUCGGCCUAACAUCUGCGGCAUCUGCGGGAAGAGCUUUGGGCGAGGCUCCACCCUGAUCCAGCACCAGCGCAUUCAUACCGGUGAAAAGCCCUACAAAUGUGAGGUCUGUAGCAAGGCCUUCUCCCAGAGCUCUGACCUCAUCAAACACCAGCGCACCCACACAGGCGAGCGGCCCUACAAGUGUCCCCGUUGUGGCAAGGCCUUCGCUGACAGCUCUUACCUGCUUCGCCACCAGCGCACCCACUCUGGUCAGAAGCCCUACAAGUGCCCACACUGUGGAAAGGCCUUUGGCGACAGCUCCUACCUCCUGCGGCACCAGCGCACCCACAGCCAUGAGCGGCCCUACAGCUGCCCUGAGUGCGGCAAAUGCUAUAGCCAGAACUCAUCCCUGCGUAGUCACCAGAGGGUGCACACUGGGCAAAGGCCCUUUAGCUGUGGCAUCUGUGGCAAGAGCUUCUCCCAGCGCUCGGCACUUAUCCCCCAUGCCCGCAGCCAUGCCCGUGAGAAGCCUUUCAAGUGCCCUGAGUGUGGCAAGCGCUUUGGCCAGAGCUCUGUGCUGGCCAUCCAUGCCCGCACCCACCUGCCAGGCCGCACCUACAGCUGCCCCGACUGUGGCAAGGCCUUCAAUCGCUCCUCCACGCUGAUUCAGCACCAGCGCUCGCACACAGGCGAGCGGCCCUACAGGUGUGCUGUGUGUGGCAAGGGCUUCUGCCGCUCGUCAACACUGCUGCAGCACCACCGGGUCCACAGCGGGGAACGGCCCUACAAAUGCGAUGACUGUGGAAAGGCCUUCUCGCAGAGCUCUGACCUCAUCCGCCACCAGCGGACCCAUGCUGCUGGCCGGCGCUGACGGGGGGGGCCCUGUCGGGAGAAGGGCGGUGGUGGGCAGAGAAGGGGACAGGGAGCUAGAGAAUCAUGGAGAACAGUGGGAAAACUGGAGGAGAAAGGAAGAGUUGACAAUUCUGGGAGACGGGGGUCAGGGGGGAGGAAGUUACGUGCCCUGGAGACUUAUGGGAAAUGGGUAAUGAAGAGGGGUUGGAGGGAGGCCAAGCAGGCGGCAGGAGGCUCUGGGAGAAUCCAGAGAGGUCAACGGACAGCUGCCCUCAGUGGCAGCGUGCCCCUUGUAGAUGUGUGGCUUGGCAGAGCACUAGGUGGGGGUAGGGGGAGGGAGGGCUUGGGUUACCUAAUUAGAGUGUGGUAGCUUAGAUUGGUAGCUGCUGAGACCCUUGUUGAGUCAGGAAGGGGUAAGGGUAGGUGGGGUGGGGAGUAAUGCCCGGGUGGGGUCUGGGUUUCUGAGUGCAAACCCCAGCCUCCCUUGUCUCCCUCAGGCUUUGGACCCCCUGAAUUUGAGUUCAAUAAAAACCUUUAUGUGGUAAAA